AUGCUGAAAGAAGGCACUUACGAAGAAUGCUGCGGACUCGCCUUCCAAGAAUUCAUGCUGGUGUUCUUGGGCAAGGCCAUCAGAGAUUUGGAGGAUGUUGAGGAGCUGCGUGAGAUUCAGACCGUCAUGAAGACGUACUUGCUUUUCGUGAACAGCCUUGACACCCUUGCUUGGGAGCUGGCUGCCCAAGCGGAAGGUAAGAUGGCGAUUGCUCACUACAACACCCUUACUGAGCCUGCCGCGAACGAAGGCUUGAGCCUUGAAGGCUUCAUGAAGAAGCGCCUGGCUGUCAUGAAGGACUUGAACCACGCCGCGCAUUUCUGUGAGAAUUACUUCCAAGUAUUGUGGUACCACCGUGCCCAGGCCAUUGGCAGAUCAGCUGUCGAGACGGACAUCAAUAGCGUCCGUCCACAGUUUGAAAAUGUGAUGCAGCUCUACAAGGUUAUCCAGGAUGCCUCUCAGAGGCUCUUGUACGACAAGGUUGCUGACAGCUCGGUCCUCCCUGAGGUUUGGCCAGCUAUCGACAUUUCGCCCGAGAUUGUCCUGGUUGUGAAUGUUGUCGGCAAGUGGGCUUCUGUUGGUGUUGUCACGUUUUGGAGUAUAUUGAAGCAUCGUACAACGCCAUUGCGAGUCUUUGUGCUGGGAGAUCAAGAGGGGAUCCGAGACUGGCGACAGGUGGUGAAAGACAUGAGACUGGCAGUCCCACAGUUCAUGCACCGAGUACGUUUCCACUACAUCGACAUAUUUCUUCAUCCGCGCAUGAUCAACUACUUCAGCCGCCUUCCGCCAGAAUGUGCGUCGACGAACAUGAGCAAAGCCUUGUUCGCCCGCUUGAUCUGUCACGAGCUCUUGCCGGACGAUGUGGCACGGGCGAUUGCGAUCGACCUUGGUGACAUCUUAGUUUUCGAGGACAUACUCGGCUUGUGGAGGGAAGGUGACUUGUUGAAGUUCGACGAGCUGCUGGCAGCCUCCUCCCACCGCUCAGCAGAGGAGACCCUUCGCCACACGAAGCCGACCACCCUGAAUGGUGGUUUGGUCCUGUAUGAAAUCGCUCGCAUGCGGAGGUCUGGAUACACGGAGGACACACUAAGUGCCGCGCGGGGAGGCCUAGAGCGUGGCUAUGGUCACUUUUGCAUGUGGGAUCAGGACAUCAUUAAUGCCAUGCACCAGGACCUGUGGAACGGGCGCCGUGUGCGAGUGCUUCCAUGCCGAUGGUCUCUCUUCCCGGUAGCAGGAUGGCAGUUCUUCUGGAACACGCCAUCUUUCUGGCUCAGAGAGCUGGUCCAGUUCAGACGCUACCCUGGAUUCUUGGGUGUCGAUCAUUUUGAGCACUUCUGCCCUGGUCCUGUCUUGAUGCUGCACACCAUGUUUGCUUUCGGGAGCAAAAGGGAUCGCAAACUGGCCCGGGAUGUCGCGCUGGUCCAAGGAGCUCGAAAUGAGCAACCCGGCUCCGCACUGCGAGGGGCGGAUGGAAGCAUGUGCGCCUGUGGUGAGAAAGCGGCACUGCUUCAUGUACCGUCAACCAUGAAGCUGUGGCCUUGGGUGCAAAGACUCUUCAGCUUUCACAGUCCGCCCUUUCUCCCGAAAGCGGAGGAAGAAGCAUUGUUCACGUCUCGGGCAGAGCAGGGCGAGGAGAUUGGCGGCGGCUUUUGGGGUGCCGAGGGUGAGGAGGAGAUGGCCACCAUGAGGCAAGGAACGCUGAGGUGGGCCAUGUCCGUCGGAGCGACGCUCGUGUCGCAGAACUGUGCGACUAUGCCCACAAACAACGGGAACUAUGCUGAUGUGCAGUUCGAGCAAUGGAAGCGGGGUGACUCACUAACCUUAGUGGUUCAGACGAACGCCCACAAGGAUGCCCAUCUCUUCAUCGGCAAGAUCACUCCGAUUCCAAAUGCGCUCCAUGCGCUUGGCUUGGAAAUAGUAGUGGAUGCAUUUGACCCGCCGAGAACCUUGCUGCGAUGGGGCAUGGGCAACACUGCAGGGGAGGAGCUCGCUUCCCACUCUGGCCGUGUCCUGCAGGACGGUGGUAGUUGGUCCACGUUUUGGGUGCAGGUGACAUCUGCAGGGCUCGUCACCGUCGGCUCUGGGAACACGACGUCCAGCGAGAGCAGCUUGCUGAGUGUCAUGCUUGAACUCAAAGGUGGCUACGAUCUGCCACAGAUGGCUCACGUCUAUGUGGGAUCCCUUGGGGAGCAGAGCGUGCAAUGGCUGAUUUGUCACCAAUGA
Symbiodinium natans is the source of this 2223-nucleotide messenger RNA. Lineage: Eukaryota; Dinophyceae; Suessiales; Symbiodiniaceae. The record is from the annotation of a GenBank genome assembly.